Spirodela intermedia is the source of this 7055-nucleotide messenger RNA. Lineage: Eukaryota; Viridiplantae; Streptophyta; Magnoliopsida; Alismatales; Araceae. The record is from the annotation of a GenBank genome assembly.
AUGUACGCCGCUGCGGCGGGCCUCUACCCCUCGUCCUCGUCCUCGUCCGUCUCCUUCGCCGUCGGAGUACUCCGGCGCAGUGCGCCGGCGCGGAAGAUGAUAGGCCUCGCCUUCUCUCCGCGCGCCUUCUUGCCGCUGGCCAGAUCGUCGCUUUCGUGUUCUUCCGUUUGUGUUUCUUCCUCUGCCAGCUCAGGUGUGGAUCAGGAGGGUGCCCGUCCGAAGCCUUGGCUUCUUGUCGGGCUUGGCAAUCCCGGCAAAUUGUACGACGGAACUCGGCACAACGUAUGUAUGCUACGGCCCUCCAUUCGCUCAAUCCUGGUCUGUAAAAUGAAUGAAAUGCGUUUUUGAUUCGAUGAGGAUUCGAUGCUCGAUUGGAAUUGCAUUGUGGUUAAAACAUCCCCUUCGAUUGGCGCGUUGGGUGCUCGGACGCAUAGCCUUUCAAAGAAAGUUUCACGAUGAGGUUCUUAGUCGUAGCAUAUAUGGUUUUAAUGCUCGUUCAGAUGAACAGAGCGAGUGGACUGUUGAAUUUAUUUUAUGAUUUUCCUGGAAUUUUCGUACAUUACGUUAGUGAAUCUCUUCGCAGUGUAUCUGGUAAGCCAGGGUUCAGAACUUUGAUCACGAAACUUCGUAUUCCUUUUAUUAGGAAAUAAGAAAAGGCACUGAUAGAAAGGUCGGAGCGCCGACGAUAACCAAAAGGAUUCCAGCUCACAAGACCCCAGUAAAUAGUUCAGUAUUUGAUGUGGCACAGAGAACCGGCAUGUUACCUGUGCUCAUCAUUGUACUUUGAAGCACCAUGUGUGCCGAGUCUUCUGAUUCUUCAUCCUCCCUUUUGAAUUAACCUCUGAGACGUCAUCAAACCCAGAGAUGCUUCCUGCGUUUGCCACACAAAUGGGCGCACUUGGAUGAAGCAACGGAUUCGUCCAUACCAUUGGUAAUGCACCCACACUAAGCUAUUAUUUCCCACGUCACUAGUUAUUGUGUCCAUAUACAUAGAUUGCAAUCAAUCUUGAAAGUCGAGAUAGAAUGCCCAAGUCCGAGCUCAAAUUUCUUCAGUGGUUCAUUUUAAAAAGGCACACGUAGUAUAGGAUACACUGUGUUUUGUGGAUAAUGAAGAUAUGCAAAAGUUUUUGUAUAUUUUUCAUGGUUGUAAGACGGUAUCCGACCAUAUGCUGUGGAGAUUUUUUUUGAUUCCUUAGUUUUCGAGGGAUUUUUUGUAUCUAGCAUUUUGUCCUCCUUUUCUCAUUACAAUUCUCUAUCAUCUACGUUCAAGAAAGAAGAUUAUAGCCUUGUUUGACCCAAAAUGGUAUCGACUUUCAGAUCUUUAGCUUGACUAAAGUGUCACUAGUCAAUGCGCUAAAGACUUACACUUGAAUCGGUAAUGAAUGAUAUAUUACUUCAUUUAGCCUUGUACUUUUAUUGAUUAAGGCUGCCUCAUUUAGCUGUAGGGGCUAUUUCUUGAAACAGGUACGUAUUGAAGAGUGCCAAAACUGUGAUAUUUUUAUGAAAGAGAAUAUUCAUCUUUGGUAGUUUUUCACUGUGUAAGCUAUGUCAUUUGCAUACAUCAAACGCUCAGGGAAACGCUAAAUAUUUUUUCCGACAUUUUGACUGGUGAGAUAGUAAUGUUUAAUGUGUUGAAUGAUUUUUCGAGGUAUUAGGAAAAAUGUAGUAGGCGCACUAUUUUCAUGUAUAAUCAGAUCUUUCUGCCUCGCCCUCUCUUUCGUGAACUAUUUCCAUCUACUGGUCUUCUAUUUUUAUUUUUUCCAAGUCUAAAUCCUGAUUUAAAUUUUUUCCCGGUGAAAACUUGGAGAGAAAUUGAAAGGCACAGAUUCUUACAGAGACCAUAAGAACCCAACAAUCACAAUGGCCAGUAAACGGCAAUCUGUGGGCUGUGUUGGACUGGUGCCUACAAUAACCUCUUUUAGGGUAUCAAGGAAGUCUACUGUCACGAGUACACCUUUUACAUGGUGGGCGUCCUACGAUCUUCACCUCACUAUCUUAGCCCAACAUUGCAUUGAACACAACUGCUUCCUGGGGAUGAGUACUGUUAGUAAACCUUGGGCAUAGCCCAAGUUCUCUAUUGUUGCAAUGGCCCUCUAUGACCUAGCUAAUGUGAGGUCUUGGGUCAAUAAUCAGGUUAAAUAAUGUAUGUUUGAUUUAAAUAUUAAAAAAAGAUAAUAUAACAACAUCGUUGUACUAAGGUAUUAAGCUAUUCCUUUGGAGUAUGAUAGAGCAUUUGUGAGAGAGAAUUCAGAAAAGAGAAUGGGAUUUCAUCAAAUAACAAAUACUGGGUAAGACUUCUGAAAUAUACAGCUGUGUGAUGAAGUUGUAAAAAAAGAGGAUAUAAAAUAUUGUCGAAUUACGAUUCUAGCAGAGACUGUGGAAAUACUUCAGCCUCUGUACAAUGACGUGUUGUUUUAUCGGUCAUUCGAAAUCUCUCUUGGGAAAUCAACGCCAUUUUUUGAGAAAGUUCUUGCUCUACCGAAUCCACAAUUAAAAGAUCCUUCAAUUUACCAUGCAUAAUCUUUUACUCUAACAAGAACUCACCUCAUGUUCAUUAAUUUCAUUUCCUACUCUGCAUUUUAGGUGGGUUUUGAGAUGGUGGACUACAUAGCGCAUGCUGAAGGGAUAUCUAUCAGCAAUAUUCGUUCUAAAGCUUUAUUUGGCAAAGGUUUGUCCUUAUUUUGGAUAAUGGUGUUGCUGCAUCUCUGAAACACGUUUCGUUCCUCAAAUGACCAGUUCAGCAAGUCUGGUUCUUCUUGGUAUGGUCGGGAAUUCGAUAUUUGCUGGUUUCUGAAUAAUAUAUUCAAACUUUUAAUAUUACUGAAGAAGUGACAUUUCUCUUAAGAACUAUCAUUCAUAUUGGCUUUUGUAAAGGGAUAUUACAACUUUGGUUGACAAGUCUUGCUUUUUAGUCCUGUGCUAAAGAGAAGCAUCUCUACUGGAUGGAAAAGUAGACAACUGGUUGGCAAAACAUAAGAAUGGUGAAUAAGCAGUCAAAACUGACAAUAAUUGAUGACAAAACGGAAGAUUUUAAAUUAAGAUUUUUUCCGUAGAAAACACAAUCAAGAUUAAAAGAAGUUCAUCAGGUUUAGCUUAGAAGGGUAGUUUUGUGAAAGGCCCAAAAUUACGAAUAGAGAUAUUAUAAAAAUUCUAUAAUUUUUACAAUGAUAAAUGAAAUACGUAGAAUAUUUAAUGUUCUUUCCGGAUUGCAGGAUGGGCUGAAUUAUCCCUAGUGAAAAUAGGAUAUGCUGUCAAAGGUAUACGUUACCAGCAAACAAGAGAUACCAAAUCACUUAGAUUGGUGCAAAAAGACCAUUUUAGUGUACUAAAGGUCCAAGUUGACGAACUAGGUAAUCAGGGAUACAUCGUGACAUAUGAUGUAAAAAGGUACAACUGUUUUAAGGUUCUAGAUUUGGUAGCGAAGGAGAAGCAGCAUAAAUAAACCUAUGGUUUAUAAGAUUAUAAUUUCUUGGUGAAUGGAGAUUAAUUUCUAUUAUACACUGUAACAAUCAUAUUGCCAUCAAACUGAAGAGAAACUUUAUCAUGUGAUGAAGAAUCUAAUUAUAUUCUGCACAGCAGAUCGGUGGGCAACAGGGAACCCUUAUUGACAAUUUAUUGUCUUUGUGGUUAGCUAAGAAGAGUUCUCUUCGUCAGCAUCUUUAUGCGUGGUGAUUGGACUUAUAGAAAGUCACUGAAUGCCUCACCAAAGCUCCAUUGGACCUUUCAUGAAUUAUGGCUAGCCUAAUGGGACCAUGUAGAGACCAUGUAGGAUUAAUAUGAAAGGUAGCCUGCAGUGGCAUGGUGAGAGAAUGUAACUUGAUAUGAGGUUAGAUGUUGCAUUGGGAUGAGGUUAGUGACCAGAUAUUGAUCAGUUUGGAGGUUGUACAGCAGUGUACGGAGAAGAUUGGCCUGAUUUGAAGCCAAAGCCAAAAAGAACAUUACUUUAAGGACUUGUAAUGCAUGUCAGCGAAAGUGAUGAGGAGAGCUUUAUUGGGCAAAGUGACAGUGAUGAAGAUCUCACCGCAGGAAACCCAUCACAUAAUCUCUUUGAAUGGAAGUGCUGUAACUUCCCACCUUAUCUGCCAGUGAGAAGAAUGAGAGCUCGCGAGGAACUGCAAUGACUUUCCUGUUGAACUUGAACUUUUUGUUGCAUUUUUUCCCAAUCUGCCGUUUUUUCAUGAUAAGGUUGCUCUCAAAUCAGUGCAGACAUUUGCCGUGAAAUUGGAGCUGAUCUGAAUUCCAACUAUUGCUUAUUUUUUUGAUUCGGUGGUUAUUUUAUUCAAUGAGAACUGAUUCAGACUUAGCAUGCAAUGAGCACUUGGGAGGCCAAAUCGCCUUUUCGAGUUUUCACAGAAUUUACUGUUGUUUUAAUCCCAUGAGCUUGAGCAUGUUUCUCCGUUCCCUACAGACCAUGUUCCCCUUCUUUGUCUAAACGUGAUUACACAUACCGGCCAUCAUUUCCAUGUUGCAAUUGGUAUUGCCUAUAACAUCAUAUUUUCUUACAGUUAUGUUGUGGCGGUGAUUUUAUGUUCUGGAACAGUAUACAGGCGGACACACGUCCAGUAGUCUUUACAUGCAAAUGUCCAUAAGAAAGUGUGAAUGUGCCAUAAGUUCAAUCUUCAAUUUGAUUUCUUUGUCUGGUUUCUGGUAAUUCACUGGAAGGUAGGGAUAGUGCAGGUCUCUGGGGCACUAGGUUUGGGUGUUGUUGUAAACCUUUAUACUCUGGAAUGUGCAUCAUCUUGACCAGCGCAUGUAUCAGUUACAAAUUUUCAAUACUAUCUCAUAGAAACUAUGCUUCAUGCUUUGUUGCGAGAGAGAACCUCAUUGUAUUUGUGAAAAGUAUCAUGCAUAACGAUAAACAUCACUGCCACAACAUGGACUCAUACUCUUUGAAUUGAAUUCUUUCAUGGACUCAUACGUUAUGAAAAUAUUGACUUCUGGUGCCCUAAUCCAACUUUUUUAAUUUGUUCAGGACAAAUUGGAAAUGUUCCAGUUAUGUUUGCCAAACCACAAACUUUUAUGAAUGGGAGUGGUGAGUCUGUAAGUACUGUCGCAUCAAAGGAACUUUAUUAGCACCAAUCAGUUUAGUUUUGUGUAUUAUACAAUUGAUUCUCGCUUCUCAGGUUGCAUCACUUGUUGCGUAUUUUAAAGUACCCUUGAAUCAAGUCCUUCUGGUACAGUGUUCCCAUCGGUCGACUCUGUGUUUCUUAGGUUGGUUCUCCUUUCUAUCAGGAUUGUGACUCUCAUUUUGUAUCUUCAGAUUUAUGAUGACCUCGAUUUACCUUUUGCAUCGUUGAAGUUGCUUCCUAAAGGGGGACAUGGUGGUCACAAUGGGUAUAUUCUUCCUCGCUUAGUUCUUUUUCUAUGAUAUAUGGUCACAAACAACUGUAUUCUUCGUCACUUAUUUCACAUAUUAUGUGUGCGUGAUUAUAUAUGCAUACAUAUCCGGUUCUGGGAUCAGGUCUUGUCACAGAAGUAAUAAUUUCUCUUUCCACGCCAAUGAACUGAAUUGAAUAUUGCAUAGAUGAGAAAGGUGACCAGAUAACAGGGUUAAAAAGGAUGAAAAGAAAUGAAGACAACACAUCUCUAUUCAGAAGUGUCGUGUGAGCAACGAUGUAUUAGGAGCUCAUUGUGCCAGUCAAAAGCAUAGUGGAACACAGUGAAGUGAGAACACCCUCAGAAUGCUUAGGUGGAAAAUCUCCCUCACGAAGAAGGAGACGAUCAUAACCAUCCACAUGGACUCUGAUCAAGAUUCACUGUCGCUCAUCCAUCAGUGUAGUUGAUUGACCUACUUGCCCUCUAAUGAUGCAACCCAUUUGGUUGGUUUUCAUAGUGGAUACAAUUUAUGCAGAGAAAGUAGGCUUGGAUCAAGUCUUGAUAUAGUUCUGACCCUGACCAGUCAGUGAAGUGAAUCUGGUGGAAGAAAAAUAAAUUGAAGAUCGGGCAAACAAAAAUUCAAGGUAAAAUAAGCAAAAGAAUAAACCAGAGAAAACUAGGAGAAAGACAUAAAAGCCUAAAUUAGAAAUUUAGUUUUAUUAUCCCUCUUCUCUCCUAGUUUUUCCUUUAUUUUUCUGUUUCUACUUCUGGUGAGCAAGGAUUUGGGUUUGGGGUUAUUGACUUUGUUUGUCAAUUCUAGGCAUGGAGAUUCUCUGUGUGAGAGGAUCAGAUGAAAAUUAGAUAAACGAGUCUUGGUUAUCCAUGUAGACUUAUCUAAUUGUGCUACUGGGGUUCUUGAAGGAAUUGAGUGAGAAUUUAUAUGCACGACAUUUAAUUUGAUAUAAUAUCCUUCUUCUGAAUACAGGAUGAGAAGUGUUAUUCAGCGCUUCAAGGGAGUUAAAGAUUUUCCACGUCUGAGGAUAGGUACAUCCGUGUAGCUCUUUUCCAUCCUUUUAUAGCAUAACAAGGUUAUGCUAUGGUUCUUUUAUAACAUAAGAUGUUAUUCGGGAUUGUAUGUAGGUAUUGGCCGACCACCUGGGAAGAUGGAUCCAGUGAACUUUGUUCUAAAGCCUUUUAGUAAGAAAGAACUCGAAGAGGUGCAAUUUAUCUCCCAUUCCUGUGUUCCCUGCAUGCCUUUUGACAGUCUCAUCAACUGUUCCAAUCCCAUCGCCCCAUGAAGGCCACAGGGAGAGGAUGGCCUUCUAAACUGGAUCUCUUCCAAGUCUGGCCUGGCCCCAGCAAAGUGAUUUCACAGCCAGGCUGUAAGCCUGCCCACAGAGUAGAUCCUUUGGAGACUGGUUGCUCUGAUUCACGGAUUGAUUGAUUAUCUAUUGCAUGCCAAUGUUGAUGUAUGAACCAUUGAAUGAACGUUUAUUUGCCUAUAAAUAGUACCACUAAGAACUGAUUCUUUAUAUCCUCUGUAUUUCUUAUGAACAUGUUUUCUCCUGUUGUUCAUUCAUCCUCUCUCAGUGUUGAACUAAUCUUGUAAAUUGCCUGCAUUUCAGCUCAGUCUCAUGUACCAGAUUGGGCUCGAGGCGGUGAGAAUUCUUGUGCGUGAUGGGUUUGACAAAAGUGCAACUUUCGUCAACAGUGGGAAGUCAACGAAGCUUCUGAGUUGA